Molecule: messenger RNA, 1027 nt
Organism: Guillardia theta CCMP2712
Lineage: Eukaryota; Cryptophyceae; Pyrenomonadales; Geminigeraceae
Exons: 9
Coding region: 12-854 (280 amino acids)
Molecular function (GO): protein binding
Source: RefSeq, a predicted model, not a curated record
CUUACCAAGACAUGACACGUACCAAACACAUCCUACUUGCCUUAGCAGCGUUGUCAAAUUAUGCAUCGGCCACUCCCUUUGGUGGGAGCUCCGGAAUGCUCAACGAACUGGUCAGGAGCUCCUCACAAAAUUUGCGCGAACUUUCACAAAGAGAGCGAUCAUGCAGCAGACAACCUUUUCAAGUUGUUUCAUCCCCUUCCACCCCCUCCAUUGGAGGGUUGAAAGCAGCCGCUGCACCCGUCGCUAUCAUCCCGGACAUUGCCAGAGACUCGUCGAAUACUUUCCGCAGGCAGAAGAGCACGCCUGUGUACAGAGUCCGCUCUUUUGGAGAGCUCUCCUCGAUGGAGUACCAGGACCUCAUCGUGAAGCUCUGGGACGCGGUUGAACAGGGAGACGUCGAGGAGACCAUCAGUCUCGUGAAGCAGGGAGCAUGGCCCAACCAUAUUCGGACGGGGGACGGACUACAGGCGAAUGCGCUGCAACUGGCAGCGAAGAACAAUCAUGUCGAGCUGAUCGACGUGCUCGUUCACCUGGGUGCGGAUGUUCACAUGGCAAACGCACAAGGGAUGACAGCCCUGCACAUGGCUGCACAACUGGGAAACAUGGAGUCUGUGAAGACUUUGAUCUCGUUCGGAGCGGAUCCUCUUUCGCAUGACUGGAUGAAAGAUACUCCUCUUGACAAGGCCAUUCUUGCGGAACAGGAGGAGGUAGCAGAUUUCCUACGCUCUGUGAUUGAAGGCGACCGACAAUCUUUACUUGCGUUCAACCAAAACGUGAGGCAUAUGGUUCUUCGUCAAGACUCUCGUCACUUCGUCGAGGGCAAGCACACAAACCCUCUCCUUGCUAAUCUUUGAAGGGAUUUACACAAUAUGACAAUGCGCUUGCUGCAAGGUCACAAAACGUUCGAUCUACCCCCCUUUAUUUGCUGUUUUCAUCAUGUAUUAUAUUCUGAUCGAGUUAUCUCCUUGAUAUAUCCUUGUCUUUCUUCUCAUCUUCUGGGUCUGAGAUAAUACAACUGUACAUCGUG